AUGCCGAACCAGAUCCAGGACAUCACCACCCGCGACGAGACCUCGUUCCCGUACAUUUUCGAGCAGAAUGUGUCUAUCUCGCUGAAGGACAAAUCGGGCUUGGUCCGAUGCAAUGUCUAUCGACCAAAGACAUCAGAGAAAUGCCCCGUGCUUGUCACCUACGGCCCAUACGGGAAGGAUAUCAGCUACGAAGCCUUCAGCGAAGUGAAUCCCGAGCAAAAGUCAGAGCAUUCGGCCUGGGAGACGCCCGAUCCCAAGUUCUGGACGGGCCAUGGCUAUGUCGUUGUCCGAGCCGACGAGCGCGGCACAGGCCAGUCAGUGGGUAAGCUCGACACCAUGUCCCGGGGCACCAGCGAGGCGUUCUUUGAUGUGGUAGAGUGGGCGGCCGACCAGCCCUGGUCGUCGGGCAAGGUAGGCUUGCUUGGGAUCAGUUACUUCGCUGGCAGCCAGUGGCGCGUAGCUGCCCGCCAACCCAAGGGUCUUUCCUGUAUCAUUCCCUGGGAGGGUAUGUCGGACUACUACCGGGAUCGUUGUCGACACGGUGGAAUUCUGUCUAACGGAUUCAUCAAGUUCUGGUGGGACCGCCAGGUUCUCAGCAACCAAUAUGGACUAGCAGGCAGGGCCGCAAGGAAUUGGGGUCCGGAUACCAUUGAAGGUGAUCUUCCUGAGGAGGAACUGGUUCAAAAUCGCCAGGACCAAACGGUUGAUAACGUCGAAAACCAAUUCCGCGAUGACCUUUACUACGCCUCUAAGGAAUACAGCAUGUCGGACAUCCAGGUGCCCCUUCUGUCGGUUGCUAACUGGGGUGGCAUCUUGCUACAUCUCCGCGGUAAUGUCGAGGGAUACACCCAUGCAGGUUCAGACCUCAAGUAUCUGCGGUUUAUUACUGGACGGCACGACCUGCCUUUUUACUAUGCUGAAGAGGUCGAGCUGCAACGGAGCUUCUUGGAUGCUUUCCUCAAAGGGGAUGAUCGUGCCGGGUGGUCUACUGGUACUGCGCCCAAGGUCGACGUCGUCCUCCGCAAGGGUGACGUAGGGUUUGAUAAUGCCGAAGAGGAAAGAAAAUUCCCUCGCAGAAUCGAAAAUGAAUGGCCCAUCGCUCGCACCCAGUACACACGAUUCUAUCUGACUUCUCAGCGUGAACUCCUCGCCACUCCCGAACCUCCCGAGGAGGCUCGUCCCAGCAAGGUCUCUUACCAAGCCCUGGGCACGCUCGACAACCCUCAGCUCAUCCAAUUCACCACGCCCCCAUUUGAAACGGAAACUGAGAUUACGGGUCACGUCGUGGCCCACCUGAACGUGUCAAUGAGUGCCAACCCCGGUCAGCCCACUCCUCAGGAUAUGGAUCUGUUCGUAACUCUCCGACAUAUAUCCCCCGCCGGAAAGGAGGUCUUCUACACUGGCACGGCGGGAGACCCAGUUCCUUUGUGCAAGGGAUGGCUACGCGUGAGCAUGCGCCAAAUCAACCACGAGCACCCGCGAAACCGGCCCUGGUUGCCUCACCGGGACUACUACUCGACUGAUGCGCGGCCCGUGAUCCCUGGUGAAGUGUAUGCAGUGGAUGUAGAAGUGUGGCCGACAAACGUGGUUGUCGAGAAGGGUGGUAAGAUAGUUCUGGAGGUCGCAAGCGGCGAUACUCAAGGCUGUGGGAUCUUCCAACACCACUCACCCAUUGAUCGGUAA
Penicillium riverlandense is the source of this 1683-nucleotide messenger RNA. Its product is annotated as CocE/NonD family hydrolase. The transcript is spliced from 2 exons. NCBI's taxonomy places the organism in Eukaryota, Fungi, Ascomycota, Eurotiomycetes, Eurotiales, Aspergillaceae. The record is from RefSeq and is a predicted model, not a curated record. Bases 1 to 1683 code for a protein of 560 amino acids. Gene Ontology annotation, molecular function: dipeptidyl-peptidase activity.